AUGUCUGCUGAAUACAAGCCGAAAUCGCGGAAGAAGUGGUGGAAGGAGCUCUGCGGGGGUCUUCGUGCAGCCUCGCCGGCUCCGUCUGCCACGCCGUUGACAGACAACCCGUCAUCCGAUCAGGGAAAUUCAGAACACGGAUCGAAAGCGCCUUCCAUUGUCGCGACAGGGUCGUGUGCUCCUCCUCACCCGUCUGCCGCAGCGGCGAAGGCCGCCCAACCCCGCACAGAUGCGAGAGUCCCCAACGAUCACCAACCACCCGCGGCAUCGCAAGCACUGCCUCCUGCUCUGUCCGCCGAACCCGCACCCAAACCAUCGCCGACCGAAUCCACGGAGCAACCGACCCCUGUACUUCCCGUGUCCGAGAGACUGUGGAAUGCCGCGUACGACAGCCUUGAGACGGACAAUGUAGCGCUUGUGAAGUCAUACCUGAAAACGUUAAAAACAGUUCUCGACAAAUCAGAUGUUACCCCUGACACCGACAUCUCGGCCGAGUUCCAUGACCCGACCAAACGACAGAUGCAUAUGAGGAGGCUGGUGGAGGAAGGCCGGGCGAACAUUUCCAGAGCGUCCAAGAUUACGACCGGAGUAGGCGACGGCGUCGAUAUCGUCCUGUCGUUCAAGGGAAUAAUUGACCUGGCUGUCCAAAGCGUGCCACAGGCUGCGCUUCCGUGGGCCGGUGUUUACGUUGGGCUGCAGAUGCUCCGGAAUCCUGCGCAAGCGACGAAAUCCAACCUCGCUGGUAUCGCCCAUGUCAUCUCCAGAAUGGACUGGUACUGUGCCCUCACCGAACAUCUCCUGAACAAGGACAAUAUUACCGCUGGUAAGGACUUCCAAGCCAUCUUGCGCCAGCUGGAAAAGGAGAUUAUCGAGCUCUAUAAAGCUCUUUUCCUGUACCAGAUGAAGAGUGUUUGUUCUUACUAUCGCAACCAAGGUCUCGUCUUUCUUCGCGGGAUGCUGAAUUUGGAUGAUUGGGACGGCGAUCUGAAAAGCGUUACAGACGCAGAAGCCAUCGUCCAAAACGAUACCGCCCAGUUUUUCCAAGGACAGACGAGGACUUUCCUAGGGGAUCUCGUCAGUUGCGCUAAGGGGAUGGAAGCACAGCUCGGCGACGUCCAUCAGACCCUUCAAGACUUCAUCUCGCUACAGAAGGACGCCCGUAGGGAUGAUAUCGAGGCAGCGUGCCGCAGAGAUCUCCGCGUCGUCGAUCCGCAACACGACAUGGAGCGGAUCGAGAAGAGUAAGGAUGAGCUGCUGGAUGACGCGUUUAAAUGGAUCCUUCGUACCCCGGAGUAUAUAGCGUUCACAAACUGGGACGAUAGCGGAUCCGAUCGCCCGCCACGUCGAUUGCUCUGGAUAAAAGGACACGCUGGCACGGGAAAGACGAUGCUCAUGAUCGGCCUCAUUCGCCAACUCUCGCAUCAACCCGUUGCCCUAUCACCAGCACUUUCUUUCUUCUUCUGCCAAGGCACAGACACAGCCUUGAACAACGCCACCGCCGUCCUCAGGUCUUUGAUCUGGCUUCUUCUUCUUCAACAGCCACGCCUCAUAUCCCAUCUACUUCAGAAGUAUAAAGAGUCAGGCGCCGAUCUCUUCAGGGAACAAAAUGCCUUCAUCGCCCUGUCCGAAGCGUUUCGGAAUAUGUUGAAGGAUCCUAAGUUAUUGCCUGUGUACCUCGCGGUCGACGCACUUGACGAGUGCGUGCAGGGGCGAUCGGACGUCAUCGAUCUCAUUUCGACUUCCCUCAACCUCUCCCAGAAGGUGAGAUGGCUACUCUCUAGCCGUCCAGAAGUUGACCUUCUCGCUGGACUCAAGGAACAGAGCGUUAACUCCUUCAACCCUUCCAGCUCCCUCGUCGAGUUAGAUACUCAGCGUCUGGAAGAGCCUGUCAAUGCAUACAUCAACCACAAGCUUAUGGAGCUCAAGUACAGGGAAGGAUACGACGACCACGUUUUGGCUGAGAUCUCUCAUGAAGUCCGGCAACGAGCAGAGAACACGUUCCUCUGGGUAGCUCUCGUGUUCAAGGAACUCAGUUCAGUGGAGGGCUGGGACGCUGUCGAGACCGUCCAGAGCAUCCCUUCGGGCUUGACAGAUUUGUAUAGUCAUAUGAUGGCCAGGAUUGAUGAAGGGAGCGAGCGAAACCGGCAACGCUGCAAGAAUGUACUCGCGGCUACAUUCCUUGUGCGUCGCCCUCUGUCACUCUCGGAGCUUAUUGUAGUUGCAGGUUUACCGGCGAAGAUUAAUCCCCGGGCAAUUGUGGAUCGAUGCGGCUCAUUUCUAACAGUUAAGGACGAAACGGUCUACCUAAUCCAUCAGUCCGCGAAGGACUAUCUGGGCGAUAAUUACGCGACUAGACUUCAACCAGCUGGGCCCGCUCAAGGGUGCAGCGAGAUUGUCAGACGCUCGAUUGAUGCGAUGUCCUCAAUGCUAAGACGCAACAUAUACGACCUCGACCCCAGCUUCAAUCCAGAGAAUAUAGCGCCCCCUGACCCAGAUCCGCUAGCUCCAAUACGAUACUCUUGUAUAUUCUGGGCCGACCAUCUCUGCUCCCUGAGCAGCGAUAACUCCAGGUUUCUAGGAGAAUUGACAGACGACGGGAAGGGCAACUUUCUAGUGGGCUACUCUCAAUAA
Dichotomopilus funicola is the source of this 2631-nucleotide messenger RNA. RefSeq lists its product as uncharacterized. Lineage: Eukaryota; Fungi; Ascomycota; Sordariomycetes; Sordariales; Chaetomiaceae. The transcript has 4 exons. The record is from RefSeq and is a predicted model, not a curated record. The coding region runs from base 1 to 2631 and encodes 876 amino acids.